AUGCUCAUCUGUGGGAGAGACUCUAGGGCUGCAGAUAAGACUGUUGCCAUGGUCCUGAAGGAGAUACCAAGUAAGGCGUCUUCAGAAGGGAAACCCCUCCUCACGGUGACAACCAAGCUGGUGAGUGAGCAACAAGAGAGCCGCCCCCUGCUCAGCCCCUCCAUCGACGACUUUCUCUGUGAGACCAAGUGCGAUGGAGCUGCCCGCCCAGUGACUUCAAACACAGCAGUCAACAUUGCCUCUCCUUUGGAGAAAUGGGAGGAGCUCUACCUCCACCCUGAAAGAAACGGCAGCAGAAAGUGGAAAUUGGAAAGACAACGUUCAUCGAAAAACUCCUCCAGCGAACUUCUGUGGUCCAUAGACUGCAAAACACAACCAGAGGCAACCCCCAAGAACUCAUUGGAAGUGAAUACCAAAGCAGAGGCAGAGCCAGCUCUAGCAUUUCAAGGCCAUCUGAGUAAAGAGCGGUUCGGUGGCGGUGCCCUCCUGUCCAGAAACCAGUCCCUGGAGGAAGAGUUUGAGCGUGCCAAGGCGGCUGUCGAGUCAGACACAGAGUUCUGGGACAAGAUGCAGGCAGAGUGGGAGGAGCUAGCGCGACGGAACUGGUUAACGGAGAACGAGCAGGCCCAGAUCCCCUCCAGUGUGUCGCCUCACGAGAAGGGCUACUACUUUCACACGGACAACCCCUACAAGGACUGGCCCAACGCAUUUAAGGAGGGGUUUCGAAAGUCCAAAGAGGGAGACCUGCCCAACGCUGUGCUGUUACUGGAGGGGGCCAUUUUACAGGAUCCCCAGGACUCAGAGGCUUGGCAAGUGUUGGGGACCACCCAGGCCGAGAAUGAGAACGAGCAGGCUGCUAUUGUCUCCCUCCAGAGGUGUCUGGAGCUCCACCCCAACAACCUCCAGGCCCUCAUGGCCCUUGCGGUGAGCCUGACCAACACGGGCAUGAGGCAGGAUGCCUGCGAGGUGCUGUUGUGCUGGCUCCGCCACAACUCUAAGUACAAUCACCUGCUGAAGGACAAGAGCCACCUGGCGGGCUCCCCAGGCUGCCAACGUAGGAUGUCUCGUGUCUCUACUGUGGGCAGCUCCCUACUGCCGGAGGUCAAGGAGUUGUUCCUGGAGGCUGCCCAGCACAACAGGGAUACUGACCCAGACCUGCAGACGGGCCUGGGCGUGCUGUUCAACAUCAGCGCCGAGUUCAACAAAGCUGUGGAGGCCUUCAAUGCUGCUCUGUCGGUGCGGCCAGAGGACUACCUGCUGUGGAACCGCCUGGGGGCCACGCUGGCUAACGGGGACCGCAGCGAGGAGGCGGUGGAAGCCUACACCAGAGCCCUGGAGCUCCAGCCGGGCUUCAUUAGGUCCCGCUACAACCUGGGCAUCAGCUGCAUCAACCUGGGAGCACACAGGGAGGCGGCCAGUAACUUCCUAACGGCACUGAGUCUGCAGAGGAAGAGCCGGAGUCAGCAGCUCUCGCACCAGGUAAUGUCGGGGAACAUCUGGGCCGCCCUGCGGAUAGCCCUCUCCAUGAUGGACCAGCCGGAGCUCUUCCAGGCGGCCAAUAUCGGAGACCUAGACCUACUCAUGAAAGCCUUCAACCUGGACAUGUGAGUGGAGAUGAGCCAUGGAGAUGAGGCUCUACUCUCCUACCAACAGCCAAGAACC
Molecule: messenger RNA, 1662 nt
Organism: Coregonus clupeaformis (lake whitefish)
Lineage: Eukaryota; Metazoa; Chordata; Actinopteri; Salmoniformes; Salmonidae
Product: PEX5-related protein-like
Exons: 13
Coding region: 1-1608 (535 amino acids)
Biological process (GO): protein import into peroxisome matrix, docking
Cellular component (GO): peroxisomal membrane; cytosol
Molecular function (GO): protein binding
Source: RefSeq, a predicted model, not a curated record